CCGGUUUCAGGCGUUGUCGUUUCCGGGGCACGCCGACGUCAGCGUGCGUGAGCGCGGGAAGUUCGAGUUCUGUCUGUCGCUGUUGUGAGUUUCAGUAAUGGACAUUUCUGACCAUCACAUGUCCGAUGUCGCCAUCAUCCGCCCUGAAGUGCACAUAGAAGUAAACGUCAAAUCUCAGAGCACAGUGAAGAGGUCAGAGGUGAGGACGCAUGUGUUGUCUCUGCUGGAUCGACACAGCACUGUUUUAGCCUCCUACAGAUGGACAGAGUUUGAUGAUGAAUUUCUAACCAGAAAUGUGGAGUCGGUCGCUGUGGCGGAUUUAACCGGUCCAAAACUUGUGGAUCUGAAGGCUCACAACCUUUGUAUCCAUAUCUUCUCUCUGAAUGAUGACAGUCCCAGCACGCUUGCUCUAGAAGAGGAGGAGGAGCUCUCUGCUGCCAAUCAUUGGCUCCUCCCAGCAGCUGAGUUUCAUGGCAUUUGGGAAAGCUUGAUUUAUGAGGAAGGCAUCAAAACACAACUCUUGGAUUAUGUUUCCACGAUGAUUUUCUUCUCUGACAGAAAUGUGGACAGCAAUUUGAUCGCCUGGAAUCGUGUGGUGUUACUUCACGGGCCGCCUGGCACAGGGAAGACGUCUCUGUGUAAAGGACUCGCCCAGAAGCUCUCCAUCAGACUGUCUGACAGGUAUGCACACAGCCAGUUCGUGGAGAUUAACAGCCACAGUCUCUUCUCCAAGUGGUUCUCCGAGAGCGGGAAACUGGUCACAAAGAUGUUUCAGAAGAUCCAGGAGCUCAUCGAUGAUAAAGACGCCCUGGUGUUUGUCCUGAUCGAUGAGGUGGAGAGUCUCACAGCUGCACGCAGCGCCGCUCAAGCAGGAACAGAGCCGUCUGACGCUAUCAGGGUGGUCAAUUCAGUGCUGACCCAGCUCGACCAGAUCAAACGGCACCCGAAUGUCGUGAUCCUCACCACAUCCAACGUCACGGAGAAGAUCGAUCUGGCCUUCGUGGACCGCGCUGAUAUAAAGCAGUACAUCGGGCCCCCGAGCGCCAGCGCCAUAUUCCACAUCUAUCUGUCCUGUCUGGAGGAGCUGAUGAAGCGUCACAUCAUCUACCCCAGACAGCAGCUGCUGAGUUUGGAGGAACUGGGCACCAUGAACUUCAUGGAGAGCGACGUGACCCGUCUGAGCUUAACCCUGAGGAACCUGGCCCAGAGGAGCGUGGGACUCAGCGGACGAGCCUUGAGGAAAACCCCUUUUCUGGCUCAUGCGCUCUAUGGGAAGUCCUCCGCGAUGACAGUCGAGGUUUUUUUGAAAGCGAUGGAGCGUGCCGUGGACAAACAGAGACAGGAACAGGCGAGUUUGGUCAACUGUGUCUGAGCGACUGACGUUCUGCUGGCGUCACAACGGUUUCUUCUUGUUUUGUUUGCUAAUUCAGCGUUUCUAGUGCUAAUGUUGUCCCACAACCAACCACUGUUGUGUUAUUUCAUGUUAGAGAGUUUAAAACAGCAUUUAUCUAUGAGACUCAUCUGCUGGGUAACAUAAGAUAUUCAUAAGCUGAAGUUGUGGUGUCAGAAAUCCAUGUUUGAAAUGUGCAAUGUAGCAGCUGCUAUUUGCAUGUGAACAAAUUAAUGUUCAGUUUUUAUGUAUGUAUAUAUUUAAAUCAUUUAAUUAAAGCGAGA
Messenger RNA from Carassius auratus (goldfish), 1674 nucleotides. It is a transcript of the gene trip13, whose product is annotated as thyroid hormone receptor interactor 13. Gene Ontology annotation, biological process: reciprocal meiotic recombination; meiotic recombination checkpoint signaling. Gene Ontology annotation, cellular component: chromosome; nucleus. The coding region runs from base 98 to 1372 and encodes 424 amino acids. The transcript is spliced from 14 exons. The record is from RefSeq and is a predicted model, not a curated record. Lineage: Eukaryota; Metazoa; Chordata; Actinopteri; Cypriniformes; Cyprinidae. Gene Ontology annotation, molecular function: ATP hydrolysis activity; ATP binding.